Messenger RNA from Lytechinus variegatus (green sea urchin), 1032 nucleotides. RefSeq lists its product as uncharacterized. The record is from RefSeq and is a predicted model, not a curated record. Lineage: Eukaryota; Metazoa; Echinodermata; Echinoidea; Temnopleuroida; Toxopneustidae. Bases 16 to 1032 code for a protein of 338 amino acids. The transcript is spliced from 6 exons.
UUGGGAAACAACGCCAUGUGUUCUAUCACGGUUUCAGUAACAGACAAAGACCCUCCUCAGAUUGACUGCAGUGACCGACAGGUCAUCCUCGAUGCAGAGGAUCCUUCAAACUUCAUUCCACGUGUGAGAGACAACAUAGAUCAAAUCCCAUCCAUUGACUGCUUCCCGGGUUAUUUUGUUGAAUUGCCUGCCGGCGGCGAUCCUACCAUCAGAUGCAACGCCUCCGAUUCCGAAGGAAACACUGCUACGUGCAACUUCACUCUUACUGUGCAAGACCCUUGUACAGCCCGCCCAUGCGUCAAUGGAGACUGUACCUAUUUAGGAUCAGCGAGAUACCAAUGUAGCUGCUUUCACGGUUACAAAGGAACCCAUUGUGACGUCAUUCAUAAACCAAAGCUGCCAGUUGAAGUGAACACGCACCCUCUGAAUAAGAAGGUUCUAAUCAACAGCCCCGUCGCUUUGACAUGCAGCUUUAACAAUGCUGAAUCCUAUAUAUGGUAUAAAGAUGGCAACCCCUUGUCCAACAUGGCAGAUAAAACUACUCUUCGGAUCCAAUCUGUAAAUACGAGUCACAUUGGAUACUACUUUUGCAGAGGAUUUGGUGAUGAGAGGUCAUCUUCUAUAGACACUGAGAUAGCUUCUAUUUACAUCGAAGGUUUGGUCACAAUAAAAGUUUCUAACUUGAGAUUUCGUUUUGAUGGAAUUUCUUCUCCGAAGACACCGUCAACCGUUCGUGACUUCGUAAUUGAUAGUCUAAAGAAUCAUACCAACGAGCUUCGUCUUACAUCCUACGAAGACCUGUCACCGGAAGUCAUUUGCAACCCCAACUCUUUCAACCAAGAAGGGACUGAUGUAGUUAAUGCUGAAGUCACUGUGUACAUGAUGAAUGCCACCAGCCUGACUGCAAUGCAAGAAAGAGAUCUUGUUAAGAGCGCCCUCACACAAGCUGCUAGCAUCUCAAAUGGUUUCUUGGACGUCGGCAGUAUGGACACAGAAAACACCGGUAAGCAGCUUUUUCUAAUUUUCAUGUAA